Molecule: messenger RNA, 1338 nt
Organism: Dendrobium catenatum
Lineage: Eukaryota; Viridiplantae; Streptophyta; Magnoliopsida; Asparagales; Orchidaceae
Product: formin-like protein 5
Exons: 4
Coding region: 1-1338 (445 amino acids)
Source: RefSeq, a predicted model, not a curated record
AUGGCACCAUAUGACUUUUCCCGCAUUUUCCCCCAUCCCCCUAUGACCCCUACCGUAACCCUGACUUUCCCCGCCAUCUCGUGUAUCGAUACUCGCCAUUUCCCCGCACUCCCCCGCACUCCUCCUUGCACACGCCCCUCCUCGUUACUCGUCUUUGAUCCUGUUCUCGAUCCACGAUCUGAUGCUAAUUCCUCUUUUCCUCCCACCCCCUCCUCCUGUCCUGUCCUCAUGCCCUGUGACCCUGCACUCUCUGCUCUGCUCUCUACUUUCGACUUCAUCGCACCCUCCCCUACGGUACUGAUCCCUGACCCCCUAUCCUCCCUGCACUCCCCACCUCUCGAAUUCCACUCCACGAUUUAUGUUCCCCCAAUUCUGUUUGGAUUCCCUGUCCAAUGCCCCACCCCCCUCCCCACCAGUGUCCACCGACUCUCGCAGCAUUUUGACUUCGGAGGUCUCGUGUCUUGCCGAUCGACCGCACUCGUCUGUAGCGCUCAUCCUUAUUUUGCCGUGCUUCUUCCAUUCUCGAGACCAGGGGAAAUCGCCCAAGUCCAGCCCAAUAGACCGCUUCACCAGCUCCUGCUCCGCUAUAGCAUGAUCCCUGUCCCCGCGCCCCUGCCGCAUCUUGCCGCUUCUCCGCCCUCCCCUCCUCGCCCUCCCCCUAUAGCCCCUCCCCCCCCCCUUCUCCCACCCCCCUCCCCCCUUGCCCCCCCCACCCUCCAAGGUCCCGUGCCCGCUCCCUGCGACGGCGCCCUCUGCCUUUUUCCUCGUCCCUCCCCCUUCUCCCGCUUUGCGACACAACAGUACCACACAGUUCUUCUUGAAAACAAAUACCAGCCUCCAAAGCCACGAUCCUGCGACCAUCAGCUCUCCUACCCGUCCAGCUCCUGCAUUGCCUUCAGCCCCCCCCGGACCCACCCGCGAGCCGGGAUCCGUCCUCCGGCCCUCGGCCUUGCCGCUCCGUGCACAAGGCCCUUUCUUAUCGCGUAUCAGACGCAAUGCCGGUUUCCUGGACACCAUCUCCCUCGGCCUCCUGUAGACAAACCGCCGUAUCAGACCAGUGAUCUGGAGCUCUGUCCCCCUCUGGCCCCGAUGUCGAUGGAUCCUCGCCAGCACCCCCCCCGACAGACAGCCCCCCGCCCCCCCCCCCCACCCGGCCCUCCAGCCCCCAGGACACGUCCAGGCACACCUAAUAUUUCUGACCGAUCGAAGCCCGAGUUUGAGGCGCUCGUUGAGCCCAGAGCAGCUGAGGCAGUUAGAAAAAGACUUUGGACGGCAUGCAGCUAUCCGGGUCAACAGAAAGUUCACCGUGACAGUUCUGUUGGAUGGCCGGAAGCCUAG